This is a messenger RNA of Capsaspora owczarzaki ATCC 30864, 1469 nucleotides long. RefSeq names its product retinoblastoma binding protein 7. Gene Ontology annotation, cellular component: nucleus; NuRD complex; ESC/E(Z) complex. Bases 45 to 1352 code for a protein of 435 amino acids. NCBI's taxonomy places the organism in Eukaryota, Filasterea, Ministeriida, Capsasporidae. Gene Ontology annotation, molecular function: histone binding. The record is from RefSeq and is a predicted model, not a curated record. The transcript has 6 exons. Gene Ontology annotation, biological process: regulation of gene expression.
GGUACCCAAUUUCCUUCCCCUUCCCACCGAGUGUGAUCCAUUCCAUGUCUUCCUCGAACGCUGCGGACGAGAGCGAGCUUCAGCCUGCGACGGCGGCCGAGAUUGCCGCGGACAAGACGAUCAACGAAGAGUUCAAGCUCUGGAAGCGCACGGUGCCCUUCCUGUACUCGCUGAUGGUGUCGUCUGCGCUAGACUGGCCAUCGCUGACUGUGCAGUGGCUGCCGGACGUCGACCGCACGGCGGACAACGCGUACUCGACGCAUCGCCUGCUCUUUGGCACGCACACGGAGGGCGAGCCAAACCACCUCGUCGUGGUCAAGGUCAAGAUCCCCACCGACGACACGCCAAUCAAUGCGCGCACGUACAACGAGAGCCGCGGAGAGUACGGCGGCUACAACGGCGACAAGCUCACGCUGAGCGAGCGCGUCAAAAUCCCGCACGAAGGCGACGUCAAUCGCGCGCGCUACAUGCCCCAGGCGCCAUCAAUGAUUGCCACCAAGUCGCCCUCCCCCGACGUGUUUCUGUUUGACCACGACAAGUACUACUCCGAGUUGCGGAAUGACGCCAAGCAGCUCAACGAGAAGAUUGAGCCCAUCCGCCUGAAAGGUCACACCAAGGAGGGCUACGGCUUGUCGUGGAACCCCAACCUCGCCGGCCACUUGCUCUCGGCCUCGUACGACCACACCAUCUGUCUCUGGGAUAUCCAAGGCGCCAGCAGGGAGGCCAAGUCCAUUGAUGCAAAGCAAAUCUACACGGGUCACAGCAAUAUCGUGGAGGACGUGGCAUGGCAUCCACUGCACAGUGCCUUGUUUGCAUCAGGCGGCGAUGAUCGCAAAGUCAUGAUCUGGGACACUCGAGCGCGAACAACGCACCAAGCUUCCCAUGUUGUGGACGCACACUCUGCCGAGGUCAACUGUGUUGCUUUCAACCCAUAUAGCGAGUUUACCCUGGCGUCGGGCUCCUCGGACAAGACUGUUGCCUUGUGGGAUUUGCGCAACCUCAAAGUCAAACUCCACACUUUUGAAUCGCACACGGACGAGGUCUUCCAGAUUCAGUGGUCGCCACACCACGAGACAAUCCUGGGAUCGAGUGGCGCCGACCGCCGCCUGCACGUCUGGGACUUGUCCCAAAUCGGCGAGGAGCAAUCGGCGGAGGACGCCGAGGAUGGCCCACCGGAGCUUUUGUUUAUUCAUGGCGGACACACAUCUCGAAUUUCCGACUUUUGCUGGAACCCCAACGAACCGUGGGUGUGUUGCAGUGUCGACGACGACAACAUGUUGCAACUGUGGCAAAUGGCCGAGAACAUUUAUGCAGAUGCCGAUCCGGACGUACCACACAACGAGCUGGAAUAAUGGCACCGUUGUUGUUUGUACUUGGCGACGUGGCGAUUUCGUCCUAUUUUCUUGUUAUACGCAAAAAAUACACGGUCCUUGAACAAGCCUCGUCCUUGAGCAAGCCUCGUCCUUGAA